UAAUUCCCCACAUGAGGGCACUCUUCGCUCCUUCAAGAGUGUUGUACCACAGCAAAAACCAGAAGAAGAAUGCUCCUCUCAUGAUCUUCUAGUGUCUCCAUUGGGAUUUCUAACUGAAAAGGAUCAUGUUUAGGCAAAGAUUGCCUUUCACGCAGUUGCUUUUGGCCACUGUGCUCGGGGUUGCGGGAGGCUUGUAUAUCUACAAACCUUAUUUUGAGCCUGUACAGAAGAUCUCAGGACAAGAAGACACAGAUGUGCCGAAGAAACAGAAUAAAACAGACUGAAGUAAUUCAUCGUGAUAAAGAAAUAAACAGACAAAUGUUUGUGUCUUUAUUUCAGCCACACUGCCUGUGUUGGACUCAAAGGCCAUCAUAAGAUACUUUUUGAGAACGUGUGUAUAUUGAAUAAAAAUGUCUUAAUUCAACAUGA
Molecule: messenger RNA, 429 nt
Organism: Oryzias latipes (Japanese medaka)
Lineage: Eukaryota; Metazoa; Chordata; Actinopteri; Beloniformes; Adrianichthyidae
Gene: pigbos1
Product: PIGB opposite strand 1
Source: RefSeq, a predicted model, not a curated record